GCCUGCAACGUUUUCAAUCUGAUCAUGUUGGACGAUAUUGAAAGUUUAAAUUUUGAUUUUUAUUUCGCAGGUUAAUAGCUGGAACAAUGUCAACACAACGUUUAUUAUUCGUUGAAAAUUACAAAUAUUUCAUGAAUUGGUCGGACUGUGUUGAGGGUAUAAAAAUCACAGGGCUUGCCAUGUUUCUUUUCAUGAAAACAAAGGUGGAGGAAGAAGAAGGCAUUAAACCGAUCUUGAAAGACGUUCGAUUGUUUUUUGAGCAUAAUAAGCAAUACAUGAAACAAGUUAGUGAUAAAGUAUAUAUGAUAAGUCACUCGCAUCGCUGUUGCUGUACAAAAUGCACGCCUUUGUUCAAUAUCAUUGAAGAAAAGUUUAUUCAACCAGGUUAUCCGAUUUAUAUAGAAGAUCCGAAAGAAGUAGAAGAUCCAAGUUCGACUUUAUUACGAAUGUGUUUAAAUGACAAAGAAAUACGUACAAAGAACUUAAUGGAUGGUGACUUGAAAAAUGUGUGUAAAGUGAUGGAUCGAUGUCAGCUUAUUAAGACUCCAGAAAAUAUAAAAGAGGUUAUUGACUACAGAAAUAAGGUGAUGCACUCGAGUUCAAAUGAGUUAUCAGAUAGCUUAAAAGACACAUAUUUAACGGAAUUCGAAAACUUAUUACGUGCCUAUUACACUGACGUCGUCGACGGAUUCCUUAAGCUGAUUGUCGAUUUAAAGAGCAACAAACACCAGACUGACGACUCAUUUACCGAAAUUGAACGUAGCAUUGAAAUACAAAUUAAAGUUGUAGAAAACGAUCAAAGGGAAUUUGAACGUUUGGGCUACAAAGUGCCAACACUUGACGAUGUACUUGAGAUUGUAAAAAAACAUAAAGGAACGUUUGAAGAUGUAAACAGAAUAAAACAAUUGAGAGAAGCAACACUUGAUGAGGCAAUUAAGGCUGGUAAAAAGAAAGGUGCUGAAGCUCUAAAAGAGGGCGGUUUUGUUGGUGAGAAACUGGGUUCAAUCACUGGUGGCGCGGGAGCUUAUGCUGCCGGUAAUGCAAAAAUGGUUUAUGACGCUUUAAAAAAAAAAAGAUUAGAUAAAUCAUAAGUAUUAAAUGCACUUAAAAGUAAGAAAUGCACAAAGCAUUUAAUGUUUUAACAGCGUUUACAUUGAUAAAAAUGUUGUUCACGUAACUAUCAUUAUGUCAUGAAUUCUAACACGACCCGCAUUUUUCCCUAUUGAACAUAGAAAAGCUU
Messenger RNA from Ruditapes philippinarum (Manila clam), 1240 nucleotides. RefSeq lists its product as uncharacterized. The record is from RefSeq and is a predicted model, not a curated record. The transcript has 3 exons. The coding region runs from base 87 to 1091 and encodes 334 amino acids. Lineage: Eukaryota; Metazoa; Mollusca; Bivalvia; Venerida; Veneridae.